This is a messenger RNA of Thermothielavioides terrestris NRRL 8126, 714 nucleotides long. RefSeq lists its product as uncharacterized. Lineage: Eukaryota; Fungi; Ascomycota; Sordariomycetes; Sordariales; Chaetomiaceae. The coding region runs from base 433 to 639 and encodes 68 amino acids. The record is from RefSeq and is a predicted model, not a curated record. The transcript has a single exon.
AGACGACGCACCCUUCAUCAGCCAAUCAGUCUCCGCUUAGCUAAUCUCAUCGUUCGACUCUGGCGCAGGCCUGAAACACAUGCGAGGGGAGCCGCAACCCCUGGAGCGCGGGCCUGGGUGACGUUCGCAGUUUCAUAUGAGCCCAGGGCCAAGGGAUGACUGCCCGGCUCACUUCCGAUUUCUACCUUCUCCAUUUUCCUCUGUUCGUCUCUCUUCCCCGUAGUCUUUAUUUGCCUAAUACAAUCAACGUCCUCUUCGUGCAUACUUAAUAUUUCAUCUUGCCACUCCACGGCGCAGGGAACGCCACCAGGUUGAUUUGCUUGGGUAACCCGCUGGCGGCUCACCUGCUCAAACACCAAGCCCAUCCCAUCCUCCCGCUCACACAUCCCAGCCUCGAUCGCGCAAGGACAAACCCGAAGAACCAUCGGCAAAAUGGGGCAGUUCGACUGGUUCGCCAAGAUCGGUGCGACACCACAAGCUGUCGCCACUCUCAACGACCAGCCCAUCCUCUUCACCAUCCUCCUCAUCGUCCUCUUCUCGCUCAUCGCUCAGUGUGUCCUGUUAUGGUACAUCCACUACGCCACCUUGAAGCCCGAACAGAAGGUCAAGAAGGACAAGAAAGCGCCCGCCAAGAAGUAGCGGCUCGUCCCGGUGUCGGGAAGGACGGGGGCCCAGUUGGGCUAGGACGGUACCGGGCGUGGUGUUCCGUUGGGG